Molecule: messenger RNA, 681 nt
Organism: Echinostoma caproni
Lineage: Eukaryota; Metazoa; Platyhelminthes; Trematoda; Plagiorchiida; Echinostomatidae
Source: the annotation of a GenBank genome assembly
AUGAUUUCUUCCCGCAAGCCAGUCGACUCAGAUACCCCUGUCAGUGGGCUCACCACAUCCUUGACCCCGACCGAGGGUGACUCAUCCAAAACAUUGCCGCAUACAAGUCAACCGGAACGUCAUCCGCUCCGGCGAUACUCUUCCGUGACGGAGGCAGACAGUAAAGUUCACAAGACACCUCCAGGUGUGAGUUUUUGUCGAUCUUUGGAGACAACCAAUGGGGGGACCACAAACACUACGAACCUGAUGCAAAACUUGUCCGAACCGAAUGGCACGGCGGACACGUCCAACGCGUCCACGUUUGUCAGCGCGUUACAUUCGUGGCAAGAUCCGCUACAAGAAUUGGCUCGACGCACACAGGCCGGUUCCAAACGGAACGCGCUGCUUCGGUGGUGCCAGUCUCGUGUGGCCGGUUAUCCCGGAGUGCAGGUCACCAAUUUUUCCAGUUCGUGGAACAAUGGUUUGGCAUUGUGCGCACUGUUGCACACCUACAUGCCGUCGAAAAUUCCGUGGAGAGAAUUGAUCAAUGCGAACAAUAUGCCGGUGGAUAAACGACGCUGUUUUGAAGUGACAAAGAUUAAACCAGUAAAACAUUGGGAUACUGGAUGUAAGCGGAGAGCUGCUUCGAGCAGCUCGUUUUCGGUGCUUGAUUCGCAAGUCAACUACAGCGCUCUCUUGUAG